ACUACCUGGGGUGUGACCAGUGUGCAAGGUCGGAAGAGCUUUCACUUCAGUAACUGGAAAAGAGGCACUAAAGAUGUCGGCCAUGCCCCUUGAGUGGGUUGGGAGUGUUUAUUUCUUCAUCCAGUCAAAGCAGAUCCAACUUUCGAAUCUGUAUAAAGACCAAAAGCUGCGUCUGUACCGAGCGCUCAAUAGUGCCCUAUCAGAGUCCAGUGAAAACUGCGAAGGCUCCAUAGAGAUAUUAAAGAUUCACACGAGUGACGUGGACCUGAUCCUGUAUCUAAAAUUCUGCAGCCAGCGGCUAUGCCAGAGAUUUCUCCAGGAUUACAAAGAACACAGGGUGCACGAGCGCAUACAGAAUAAUCUGGAGUCUGACUUCUCGCAAGGAACAGUGCAGGUGACUCUAGAGCUCAAGGUUGACACUGCGACCCUCGAUGACCUACUGGACAAAGAAGAUCAGUGCCUGAAACACAUUGCUUCAUUAAAGCCCACCUACCAGAAGGAUGACGAGCUAGUCGAGCUGGACAGCAUGUUUACAAAUAUGACGUUGGAUCUGAAUGCUCAGAGAAACAAUGUGGCUUCCUCUGAGAGCUCCAGUACCACCUCUACUCCGAACUCCUUACAUUCUAUCAAGAACGUUCCAACUGAAACAAGCACGUUCCAAUUUCAAGACCAAGAGUAUGUUGAUAGUCCUCUGACAUCAGAACAUCGGCAGAAGUUUGCCACAUUAGUGGGGAAGAACUGGAAGAAGGUGGGGCGAUACUUGAGUUUAACCUGCCGGGCUUUGCGUGAUCCUGCUAUAGAGAACCUGGCAUUCGAUUAUAACUCAGAGGGUCUGUAUGAACAGGCAUACCAGUUACUCAACCGAUUUAUGAUGGGCGAAGGGAAGAAAGCCACAUUAAAAAGACUUGUUGAGGCACUAGUGGAAAAUGAAUUGAAUAAUAUAGUGGAGGCCCUGUUAACAGAGAAGCAGAAUGGACUGAAGUAAAGGACUAAUGUAUUGGAGGUUUGUCAGUGUUCAUCAAGAUAUUUUGCACGGAAUCCAUAUUGCCUAUAAAAAGCUGUAAUUUUCCUCUCAAGCACACAUCCCUCUCCAGGAAUUGGUUUGACAACACUGGCACAGAGCAUGGCAAGAUCAAAAAAUAAACUUUAAAUGUUCAAAGCCAGAACUUUGAGACUUGCCUUGGUGCAGCCACAGACUGGACAUUGAAGGUCAUCACCGAUGGGACCUACAGGAAUGUCAUUCUUUAAUAUAGAGUACUUCUGAUUUAGAAUUAUGUUAAAUUUCAGUUGUGGUAAAAUGUUCUUUAUAUGUAAUUACACUUCUGUGACCUCUAUCACUUAUUUUUAUUCGUGGACUUCAACUGCUAUGAUGCCUCACGUAGAGUUCUAGAGCUUGCAUAUCCCAAGAGAAAAGUAGUGACGUCCCUAUAUCAUACACAUGGAUGUAUAUUUACAGAGAUACUUGUCUGCAGUAGAAAUUCCUAUUGUGCUAAUUCCCUAAAAUGGUAAUCAGGGUAAAUUAUAAGUGAGAUUCAUUUUUUUUCCAUCUCUUAUUUAAGCACGGGUAGUGGACAGAAUAUCUGGGAUUAAUAAUCAGAAUGACUUGUAUGAGAUCCCCUCUAUGAUUGAUCAAUUCCUAAAGUGAGUAUGUUCACCCAAAACGCACCCAAGCAGGACAUCUCUGUUAACAUGACUGUAUAAUUAAUUCAACACAUUCACGUAUUCCACCCUUUGAUCAGAUGGGUGUAUAGCGAAGUUGGAUUUGUAAUAAAAUGCACUAACCUGGUCUA
Messenger RNA from Pelobates fuscus (common spadefoot toad), 1790 nucleotides. RefSeq names its product TNFRSF1A associated via death domain (gene TRADD). Gene Ontology annotation, molecular function: transmembrane receptor protein tyrosine kinase adaptor activity. Lineage: Eukaryota; Metazoa; Chordata; Amphibia; Anura; Pelobatidae. Gene Ontology annotation, biological process: extrinsic apoptotic signaling pathway; positive regulation of canonical NF-kappaB signal transduction. The record is from RefSeq and is a predicted model, not a curated record. The transcript is spliced from 5 exons. The coding region runs from base 74 to 985 and encodes 303 amino acids. Gene Ontology annotation, cellular component: tumor necrosis factor receptor superfamily complex.